Molecule: messenger RNA, 1786 nt
Organism: Vigna angularis (adzuki bean)
Lineage: Eukaryota; Viridiplantae; Streptophyta; Magnoliopsida; Fabales; Fabaceae
Product: cationic peroxidase 1
Exons: 4
Coding region: 636-1643 (335 amino acids)
Biological process (GO): response to oxidative stress; hydrogen peroxide catabolic process
Molecular function (GO): heme binding; peroxidase activity
Source: RefSeq, a predicted model, not a curated record
ACUCACACUUCUUAAUUGAACUUCUUAGCAUAUAUUAUAUUAAAGAAAGGGAUCUUGGGGAAGAAGGUUAAACAGGAAAAAAAAUGGCAGACUAGUUCCAAACGAGAAGAGAGUGGACCAGCUAUGACAGUAACAAUGUCUUAUUUCUUACAAAGUACAUCUUUUCUCCUAAGUUUGAAUAAGCUUUCUAUAUAGUUUUCCUUCGGCCACCAAAUUAUAGACAAAGGGAUCAUAACCCAACAAGUAGGAACCAAACUAUAGUUUUUUUUUCUCAUAUAUUUGAAUCGAUCCAGCCUUAUAGGUUGAGUGCAGAUGCAGUGCCUUGCAGUGAAAUCUGCAAGAAUUUGAUGAAGUCAAACAUGUUUAGCACAAUACAGCUAACUAACAACUUUAUAUUAUACACGGUUUCGUAAUUUCAAUCAUUUUUGCACGCCUUUGCAUGUCUCUUCCUCCAAUUUGUUUUAGUCAAAUGAUUCUUCCUCAGAUAUGAUUCAAUAUAUACACAAUUGACCCGGAAGAUAUGGACCAUAUAGCUACAUUAACCAAAAUCAUGUUGCAGAACUUCUAUAUAAGAGUAUCAUUUCAUGGCCAUGAUAACCAACAACCAUUAAUCUUAAAAUUCUUUGCCUUUUGCAAUGGCCACUACAAAUUCUCUCAGUGUGUCUUUUCCUGGCUUCAAACUAAAACUUUGUCUGACUCUGAUUGCAUGUGUAAUUGGGGUUACUUCAGCUCAGUUAUCUGCUAAAUUCUAUGAACAAAGUUGCCCUGGUGCUCUUGCCACCAUAAGGAAAGGAGUGAAACAAGCUGUGCACAAUGAGUUUCGCAUGGGGGCAUCCUUGCUCCGACUCCAUUUCCAUGACUGCUUCGUUCAAGGAUGUGAUGCAUCUGUGUUGUUAGACGACACGGAUACUUUCACUGGGGAGAAGAAUUCAUUUCCAAAUGCUAACUCUCUUAGAGGUUUUGAUGUGAUUGAUAACAUAAAAUCAGAGUUGGAGAACAUGUGCCAAGGUGUUGUCUCUUGUGCAGACAUCUUAGCCGUUGCUGCGAGAGACGCUGUUUUUGAACUUGGUGGACCAAGAUGGGAAGUACCAUUAGGCAGAAGAGAUUCAACCACAGCAAGUUUAGCCGAAUCUAAUUCAGACUUACCAGCUCCUUUUUUCGAUCUCGAUGGCCUCACCAGUGCUUUCGCCAAGAAAAAUUUCACUGUCCAAGAACUAGUUACUUUAUCAGGUGGUCACUCAAUAGGACUGGUGAGGUGUCGUUUUUUCAGAAAGAGGAUUUACAACGAGAGCAACAUCGACCAGACAUUUGCAGAGGAAAAGCAACAAGAGUGUCCCUUCGAAGGUGGUGACGACAACUUAAGUGCUUUCGAUUCGACCACUCCGUUCAAAUUUGACAAUGCGUUCUACAAGAACUUGUUGCAGCAAAAGGGUCUGGUCCACUCCGAUCAACAGCUCUUCAACGGCGUCAAUGGAACUAAUAGCCCCACAAAGGAUCAAGUAGUUAGUUAUGCGAGAAACAUGGCAAAAUUCAAGAAGGAUUUCGCAGCUGCAAUGUUGAAGAUGAGCAUGAUGACCCCACUUACUGGUUCAGACGGUGAGAUCAGGAAAAAGUGCAGCCGAGUGAAUCCUCCUUCAACCUGACCAACUUCAUCUUCAAUUAUAUGUAUUCAAUCAAAUAAAGCCUUCUUCUUUCAACUGUAAUCUAAUGCAAUUUCUUAACUAAAGUAAUCAAUGAAACAUGAAUUUCAAGUAAUCAAUGAAACAUAUAUAUGAAGAUUCAUGAA